AUGGCAAGGAAAUGGGGAGCUUCAUUGUAUCAUAUUGGUGGCGAUGUUUCCGAGGUGCCGUCCAGUGCGGAUGGGGGGCGUGAAGGUCAUAAUGCGGGACGAAGAAUGGCGAGCAAUAUGGUUUAUCAUCUCACCAAUUCAAGGAUUGCAUCUAGACAUGUUGUUUCCCCCAUUGGUCUCAUGUCGAUUCGUGGUCGUCAGGUGUACGCAUUACCUUGGACAAAUGGGCAUCUUCAUUAUCAAGUUGUUUGA
Molecule: messenger RNA, 252 nt
Organism: Colletotrichum lupini
Lineage: Eukaryota; Fungi; Ascomycota; Sordariomycetes; Glomerellales; Glomerellaceae
Exons: 3
Coding region: 1-252 (83 amino acids)
Source: RefSeq, a predicted model, not a curated record